Molecule: messenger RNA, 1464 nt
Organism: Zerene cesonia (dogface butterfly)
Lineage: Eukaryota; Metazoa; Arthropoda; Insecta; Lepidoptera; Pieridae
Exons: 3
Coding region: 47-634 (195 amino acids)
Source: RefSeq, a predicted model, not a curated record
CUCAUUACAACUUUUGAUUUACCCCAAGGCACUAGUUUCUAAUACAAUGUGGACGAAAAUUGUUCCCGUUAUUUUAGUUUUAUCUCCAAUUAUAAGAUGUGAAUUAACCGCUCCAGGGAUCGAUAGGACUGUCAGCGAUGGUGUUAAAAGUGUUGGAUUUAAUAUUGUAUAUGGCGAUGAAGAUAUGCAAAUAAUUAAUGAAGUCGUCAGUAAUGAGGAGAAGAUAGAUGCUUUGAAAAGCAAAAUAAACUUAAACGAAGCCCUACCUCCGCUUCCCUAUGAAGACGUGAAAUGCUUGAUGUCUGUUGACCGAUAUUGUUCCAAGUCUAUGCGUGCUAUAAAAAGCGUUUUAAUAGAAGCAUUAAAAGACGACUGCGCUAAAUGUUCAGCUGAUGAAAAAGAAAGCGCGGGAAAAGUUGUCGCGUCCAUGAUGGCGCAUGAUCCUGUUGCGUGGAAGUUGUUUCUCACCAGAUCAGCAUUAAUUAUUUUACCAAAAAAGGAGCCGCCUAAAGAAGAAAAACAUAAAUACAAAAUUAUAGGAUCACCAGAAUACAUAGAAAAUAAGAGAAAUCGAUAUGCAAUGCCUGGUGUGAAAGUAAGAGUGAAAAGAUAUGCUGUUGAGAAAAUAAAUUAAAACUGACUCACCUUAAGGACUUGCCAGUCACAAGAUGAAGAUUUAAGUUGCUAUAUAAUUAUUAUACGCCACUAUCUACUUAUAUGUAACUCAAAAAGAUAAUUAUGUGACUUUUUAUAGAAUUCAUAAUGCUUUGUUGUUCAUGCUGUAAAUUUCGAAAUUUAACUGAUUUAAAACGCGAUGUUUUCAUUAUGUUACUCAUCCGAAGUUUUGAACACGACACCGAGUUACUCCACGGGCAAACUGAGAAGUUCCAUAUAGGAUAUACAUAAUUACGAUGAUACGAAAAUGUGUGAACUACCUCCACUUUUUUCACCGCAAUUGGUAUGUCAAGUAUUUUUCUAGAUGGUAGCAGUAUUGGCUGAUCUUUUCGUAUGAUUAACAUGGAGUUUAAAUUUCUAAUAAUAAUAGAAUACCAGGUGUUAAAGAGUUCCAUUAUUCUAGAUUGAAAUAAGGAUGUUUUCCAAUUUCAUUAGCCUCGCGUACACGACUGAGCUUGCUGUUGUGCUCAAAAUUCCGCGCUGCGUUAAAUAUUUUAAGAAUUAAAUAACGUUUGAAGCCAAUUACCGUCUAAACCUUAUAAUAUUCGUGUGAAAUCGAACUGCAAAUGUUUUAGGACUAGUUCGCAUUAAAAUGAAUCUUACUUUUAAUUUACUAUAGAUCUUAAGGUACUGUACAUAUUUAAUUAUAAUACAGAAACACAAUGUUUUUAACAAUUAUUUUAAAUUUCUUCUUAAAAAGGCCUUACGGGUAGAACAACUUUAAUGUAGUACGAAUGAUACGUAUGGGAUGAGAUAAGAGUUUUUGAACAAUAAAUUCUUUGAUAUGAA